Messenger RNA from Dendrobium catenatum, 2146 nucleotides. RefSeq names its product hydroxycinnamoyltransferase 1. The coding region runs from base 349 to 1629 and encodes 426 amino acids. NCBI's taxonomy places the organism in Eukaryota, Viridiplantae, Streptophyta, Magnoliopsida, Asparagales, Orchidaceae. Gene Ontology annotation, molecular function: acyltransferase activity, transferring groups other than amino-acyl groups. The transcript is spliced from 2 exons. The record is from RefSeq and is a predicted model, not a curated record.
UUUAGAAACAACCCUCCAGCACACUACCACCAUCACCGCCCCCGAUGCAUUAUAAAAUGUGCGACCGCUGAGAACGUGCAUCAGCUCACCAACCCCAACGUCCGCUGUUCUUCACUCUCUCUCUCUCUCUCUUUAAAUCUCCCGCUCCUCUGUUUUACCUAUUCUAUUUCUGUUUUUCCUAUUCCCAUUUGAUUUCUUGUUGUUAAUACGGAGGUCUAGUCUUCUCUUGUCCGAUUUGAGGUACUUUCUUCCAUUAUGAUCACUUAAUUUUCACCUUGAAAUCGGUCAGCUCAUCGCCAUCGGAGUUUGAUUUCUUUCGAUUGAUCGAUCGAGCAGGAGACGGCGGAGAUGAUUAUUAACGUACGGGAGACAGUUAUGGUGAAGCCGGGGGCUGAGACGCCGCGGCGAAGGAUUUGGAACUCGAAUCUAGAUCUGGUGGUGCCGCGGUUCCACACACCGAGCGUAUACUUCUACCGGCGACCAGAGAUGGAGGGUGAUGGGUUUUUUAAUGCGCAAAAGCUUAAAGACGCGCUGGCGAAGACGCUGGUGCCUUUCUACCCGAUGGCCGGCCGGCUUGCUAAGGAUGAGGAUGGGAGGGUGGAGAUCGAUUGUAACGCUGAGGGCGUUCUUUUGGUCUUCGCUGAGACGAAUUCGACGGUUGAGGAUUUUGGGGAUUUUGCGCCAACGAUGGAGAUGAAGCGGCUAAUCCCUAUGGUCGAGUACACAGACGAUAUCUCUGCUUUUCCCCUUCUGGUACUCCAGAUUACCUACUUCAAGUGCGGCGGCGCGUCUCUCGGCGUCGGCAUGCAACACCACGUGGCCGACGGCUACUCCGGCAUCCACUUCAUCAAUUCCUGGUCCGACGUGACGCGCGGUCUCGGGCAUCUCCCUCCCCCUUCAUCGAUCGCACCUCCUCCGCGCCGCAACCCCCCCCCCCACCUUCCCCACAUCGAAUACCACCCCCUCCCUCCAUUGUCCACCCCCACCCCCACCGCCACCCCUUCCUCCACCGCCGUCAACAUCUUCCACGUCAGCCGCACCCAUCUCAACCUCCUCAAAUCAAAAACCGCCACCACCAACUCCAACCCCCGCUUCAGCUCCUACUCCCUCAUCGCCGCGCACGUGUGGCGCUGCGCUUGCGCCGCACGUGCUCUCCCUCCCAACCAACUCUCCAAACUCUACAUCGCCACCGACGGCCGCAAGCGGCUUCAGCCCUUGCUUCCAGAUGGCUAUUUCGGAAACGUUAUAUUCACGGCGACGCCGUUAGCGACGGCCGGUGAGAUGGGCGACGCCGCGGGGAUAAUACAGGCGGCGUUAGGGCGCAUGAACCCGGAGUAUUUGAGGUCGGCGUUAGAUUACUUGGAGGUUCAGCCGGAUUUAACGGCGUUAGUGAGAGGCGCGCACACCUUCAGGUGCCCGAACAUCGGGAUUACGAGCUGGGUGAGUUUGCCUAUCCACGAAGCGGAUUUCGGGUGGGGAAAACCGAUAUUUAUGGGUCCGGGAGGGAUUGCCUACGAAGGCCUUUCGUUUGUUCUGCCCAGCGCGGCCGCCGAUGGCAGUCUCAAGGUUGCCAUUUCGCUGCAGGCGGAACACAUGGCACGGUUCAAGGACCUGUUCUACCAAUUCUGAUUCUUCAGUGUUAGGAGAAAUUAUUAUGUGCGGUAUUCGGACAGUGUUGAUCAAUCAGAAUGCAUCACGUUAGUAGUAUCGAGCAGCGGUAAUUCGUAAGGGAGUAACGUGGCACAUUCUUAUUGAUUUCCAGACGGUGUUCGACGUCCGCACUUAAUAAUUAAUCCAGUUUUAGGAGGUGGAGGAAAAUUAUAAUGAUAUCACAGAAGAAAAAAAUGUUAGAAUUUUUUAAUAUGAAUUAUAUUAUAUUGAAUUUAAUAAUUAUUUGAUACACUUUGAGAUUAGCCUCAUCACUAAUCUUAAAGAAUAUAUAAUAAUUAUUAAAUUCAUUAUUAUACAAUUUGUAUGAUGAUAUUCUAGCAAUUUUUUUUUCCAUGUCGAAAUAAGAUAUUAUAGCUUUGAAUGAAUAUUUUCUUAUGUUUUAUAUGGGAGUUUUUUAAUUAGGUUUGUUAGAGGAUCGGUACAUUUGUCGAACAACUUGAUAUUUGCUUGUAUAAGGGUUGUUUAGUUUCAUUUA